Molecule: messenger RNA, 1775 nt
Organism: Lolium perenne
Lineage: Eukaryota; Viridiplantae; Streptophyta; Magnoliopsida; Poales; Poaceae
Product: protein trichome birefringence-like 21
Cellular component (GO): Golgi apparatus
Molecular function (GO): O-acetyltransferase activity
Source: RefSeq, a predicted model, not a curated record
AGAAAACAAGAGCAGCAGUGGCAUCAUCCAUUCCACUGGACAAAGCGUCACGUGAUGCAUGGAGAGAGGCCGGCUAACAGGAGCAGUACGUGGUUCAAGAUAAAGAGGCAUCCAGAGGGCUAGCCGGCCGGCUCUUUCCUUAAACCAAAAACCAAGGUACCAUCACAUGCGCCAGCCACGGACAAUUCACCAUUGUCACCACGUGAUGCCGUCGCUGUCCUCGGAUUAAUCUGAGACCAACAUGCAGCAGCAGCUCGCACCUCUGUCUGUAAACGCAAACACCACUGUUAGCUGCUGCUUCGAUCUCCAAGUGAAGCUUCGUGGUAUCGUAGCUAGCAGCUGCAAAAUCUGCAUUGCCUGGCUCGGCCAAUGCAGAAGCUCCAGCUGGUCAACCCGACGGCGGUGUCGCUCCCGGCGGUCGUCAUCGUCCUCUUCAUCGUCACCACGCCCUACCGCCGUUCUUUCUUCGACGCCUACGGCCCCGCCGGCUUCGUCUCGAUCCCUUCCGGUUCUCGACUUCCUCCAGCCGCGAACACCGCUCCCGCCGUCGCCCGGGUGCCGCAUUCAUGCGACAUUUUCCGGGGCGAGUGGGUGCCGGACGACGGCGGUGCGCUGCCGUACUACACGAACCUCAGCUGCCCGGUGAUCCAGGAGCACCAGAACUGCAUGAAGUACGGCCGCCCGGACCUCGGGUUCCUCAGGUGGCGCUGGCGGCCGGCGGGGUGCGAGCUUCCCCGGUUCGACGCCGCGGGGUUCCUGGAUGUUAUGAGAGACCGGUCCAUGGCGUUCGUCGGGGACUCGCUGGCCAGGAACCACAUGCAGUCCCUCAUCUGCCUCCUGACCAAGGUGGAGUACCCCAAGGACAUCUCCACGACCCAAAACCAAGAAUUCAGGACGCUGCACUACGCGUCGCACAACUUCACCGUCUCCGUCUUCUGGUCGCCGUUCCUCGUGAAGGCGAACCUGUCCGACGCCGACCACGGCAGCGGCCGGCUGUGGAACCUGUACCUGGACGAGCCGGACGAGGCGUGGCUGCCGUUCGUGUCCGGCUCCGACUACGUGGUCAUCUCGGCGGCCAACUGGUUCACGAGGCCUUCCCUGUUCUACGAGUCCGGCCGCGUCGUCGCCUGCCACUACUGCCUCGUCCCGGGCGUGCCGGACCUCACGCUGCGGCACUCGCUGCGCGUCGCGUUCCGCACGGCGUUGCGUGCGGUCACGAGCCUGCCGGGGUUCAACGGGACGGCCAUCGUGCGGACGGUGUCGCCGACGUCGCACUUCGAGGGCGGGGAGUGGGACAAGGGCGGCGACUGCCGGCGGACGCGGCCGUUCGCGAGCAACGGGACAAGCGUGGCCGGGCUGGACCUCGACUUUUACACGGCGCAGGUGGAGGAGCUCGGCGCGGCGCGGGAGGCGGCCACGAGGACUGGGAGCGGCGCGAGGUUGAUGCUGAUGGACACGACGGCGGCGAUGGUGCUCCGGCCGGACGGGCACCCGAGCCGGUACGGGCACUGGGCGCACGAGAACGUGACGCUGUACAACGACUGCGUGCACUGGUGUCUGCCCGGCCCCAUCGACGUGUGGAACGAGAUGCUGCUCCAGAUGCUACUCGCAUGAUCCAUGCGUCUACCGUCUGUCCAUGUCGUGGUUGCUCAUUGUUCCGUUUUCUGAUGUAGGCUGUUACAAAAGACUUAGGCUUUAGCGUAGAAAUAGAUGACAAAGCAUUUGUCGUUUGUCACUUUGUUUACUCCAACAUAUGAAUGCCUUUGCGUUGUUGA